AUGUUUCGUGAUGCAUAUACUUAUAUUAAGGGAUGUGAAAAAUGUGAACUCUUUUAUGGAAAACCACAAUUAGCUGCUCUACCUUUAAGGCCUAUGGUAGUGGAUGAACCUUUCAAACAAUGGGGUAUUGAUUUUGUUGGUCCAAUAGAUCCUCAUUCCAGUGCUGGCCAUAUGUAUAUUCUAACAACAAUAGAUUAUUUUACUAAAUGGGUGGAGGUUGUCCCCACUAAGAAGGCAAACUCAGAGGUAGUAUGUAAUUUUCUCAAAGAUUGCAUUUUAGUCCAUUUUGGUGUCCCUCAUAAGAUUGUCGCAGAUAAUGCAUCAUAUUUCUCUUUUGAGGAAUUGACCAUGUUUUGUUAUGAACAUCAAAUUACUAUUUUACACUCCUCUGAUUACUUCUCGCAAGGCAAUGGGUUGGCAGAAUCGAGCAACAAGAACUUGGUAGCAAUCAUGAAGAAGUUAGUUGAUGAUAAUGCCCGAAACUGGCAUAAAAAGUUAUAUGAAGCCAUAUGGGCAGAUAGAAUUACCCCUAAAAGAGCAAUUGGAAUGGCACCUUAUGAACUGGUGUAUGGGAUUGGUGCAAAGGUUUCUUUACCUCUGGAAUUGGUAGCAGCAAGGCUUCAAACCGUAAUUGAGGACUCCUUCUUCCAAAAUGCUCUAGAAAAGAGAGUCAUGUAUUCGAUGAAGUUGGAAGAGGAAAGAGAGAUGUUAGUGGAUAGAAUUACUGAACAUCAGAACAGGAUGAAGAAAAUAUUUGAUGUGAGAGUUCGACCAAGAGGGUUCUUAAAAGGGGAUGAAGUUCUAAGUUCUGUCUAA
Cryptomeria japonica (Japanese cedar) is the source of this 816-nucleotide messenger RNA. RefSeq lists its product as uncharacterized. The coding region runs from base 1 to 816 and encodes 271 amino acids. The transcript is spliced from 2 exons. NCBI's taxonomy places the organism in Eukaryota, Viridiplantae, Streptophyta, Pinopsida, Cupressales, Cupressaceae. Gene Ontology annotation, molecular function: nucleic acid binding. The record is from RefSeq and is a predicted model, not a curated record. Gene Ontology annotation, biological process: DNA integration.